UAGCAGGUCAAGAACAUGUAACGUUAAUUCUAAAAAGCUGGUUAACGCCAGUCAUCAGUGGUGUAAUGUUAAUGAUUCUAUGAUUUACAGAUAUUUAAUGUUUGUGCACUGGGAUUGGAAAUAAUUGCAUAUAAUUCAAAGAUCACAUAAAUCAAUAUAGAACUGUAAGGUAGUCAAUAAAUUAUUAAGUAAAUGUAAUAUACUUUGUGUACUGCUAAUGUCAGGUACCUAUGACAAACCAUAACAUCUGUGACUGGGCGGUGUCAGCACAACACUGCUGAUAUGUAUGUGUCUGAUCAAUUCAUUUGAUAAUAAUAUAAAUAUUAUCAUAUCCAGUUAAGAGUGUGUUUACCCCGAGGAUCUGCCAUAAGACUAAAUGAAGACGUAACAUAUGAUGCAGGACAUUAUUUUGGGGUAUGUAUGGUCUGUAUUCACAUGCUAAUUUUACAUUUACGUUUAUCCCAAAUGCAAUUCGUUCUCCAGAAAACAAUAAUAGACCAAACAAAGUGCUGAUCUCGAAACAGUAUAGCAAAUUAACCUAGCACCGUGAGAAACUGCAAAACUUGACUGCAGGCGGGGCGGAGCGCCUCACUUCUCGCGAGCUGGCCAUCACAGUGUUAUCUCGCUGUUUGAGACAGACACGCCGCCGACGCAGCGAAAGCAUUCUUUCACUGGAAAUCAGCAGGCUUGGUCAGAACAUGGCAGAUGGGGAAGGAUAUGUGGUCCGUGUGCGGGGUCUACCCUGGUCUUGUUCAGUGGAUGAAGUCCAGCGUUUUUUCUCUGAGUGCAAAAUUGCAAGCAAUGGCAGCAGCAUCCACUUCACGUACACAAGAGAAGGACGACCCAGUGGAGAGGCCUUCGUGGAGUUUGAGUCAGAGGAAGAUUUGAAGAUAGCCACCAAGAAGGACCGAGAAACAAUGGGCCACAGAUAUGUGGAAGUGUUCAAGUCCAAUAAUGUGGAGAUGGACUGGGUCCUGAAGCACACCGGCCCUAACUGUCCAGAGACGGCUGGGGACGGCCUGGUGAGAUUGAGGGGGCUUCCCUUCGGAUGCAGCAAGGAAGAAAUUGUUCAGUUUUUUGCAGGGUUGGAAAUCGUGCCAAAUGGGAUAACAUUGCCGGUGGACUUCCAGGGGAGGAGUACGGGGGAGGCCUUCGUGCAGUUUGCUUCACAGGAUAUAGCUGAAAAGGCUCUAAAGAAACACAAGGAAAGAAUAGGGCACAGGUACAUUGAGAUCUUCAAGAGCAGCCGCGCAGAGGUCCGGACGCACUACGAGCCUCAGCGCAAGCCCAUGGGCCUGCAGCGUCCUGGGCCCUACGACCGGCCAGGCGCGGGCCGCGGAUACAACAGCCUGGGUCGGGGAGGCUCCUUCGACCGCGUGCGCCGCGGAGGAUAUGGGGGAGGUGAGAGCGUGUCAGAUGGGCGUUAUGGUGAUGGCGGCUCAACCUUCCAGAGCACGACAGGCCACUGUGUUCACAUGAGAGGCCUUCCCUACAGAGCCACAGAGACAGACAUCUACAAUUUCUUCUCGCCACUGAAUCCUGUGCGGGUCCACAUAGAGAUUGGACCAGACGGCCGGGUCACUGGCGAAGCAGACGUGGAAUUCGCCACACAUGAAGAUGCCGUAGCCGCCAUGUCCAAGGACAAGGCCAACAUGCAGCACCGCUAUGUUGAGCUGUUCCUGAACUCAACAGCAGGGGGCAGCAAUGGUGGCUAUGGCAGCCAGAUGAUGGGCACGAUGGCCACCCAGUCCUCCUACGGGCCCAGCAGUCAGCAGCUAGGCUCUGGCUACAGUGGAGGCUACAGCAGUCAGAGCAGUGUGGGAGGCUUCAGAGAAUACAGUAACCAGGGCGGCAUGAACAGCAGUUACUAUGGCGGCAGUAGCCGGGGCUCAAUGGGUAUGAAUGGGCUGAACAGCGGUAUGAGCAUGGGGGCAGGCUGGGGGAUGUAGCCGGGUCUUCAACCCCACUCACUCGCUCACCCCACUCACCCACCUGUCAGUGCUGGCUAGCACCAGGGAACUGCCCUGAACGACUGGACUCCUCUCAAAUCCAAGUCUCAUUUUUGGUGACAUGGCAAGUUUUGGCCAGAGGUUGACAUGUUAAGUGUUUUGUUUACGAUGUGUGGGAAAGCGACAAUCCGUUGUGGUUGAGAAGAGGAAUGCGUUGUCUAAGGACUUUUGUACAGUUUCAUGUAAAUUUAACCCAUCUAUUUAAUGGUGUCCUCCUUCUCCUAAUUGCUCUUGUAGUUGCUUACAUCAGUAUUACAGCUGGUCUAUUGAAAGAUAAACAAACACUUUGCUUUUUGCUGGCACAUGAGACCAUGAACUUUUCCUGUUUCUAGACAACAUAAGCUGAAUUCUGUGAAGGUUUACAGUCUGAUUCACUUGAGCAGUUUUAUAGUAUGAAAGCGUGUUAGUUUUUAGUAUUAUUCUGGAGAACUCUGGAAGGGAAAGUAAGUGAUGAAACUUAGUGGAGAUAAAACCGGUUUUAAAUGUAUUCUUGCUCCAUUCUUUCCUGUGAAGUAUUUUCUAUGUCCUCCAUAGCAUUGUCCUUCUCCAGUAUGGUAAUAAAAAAGAAAAAACAAUAA
This is a messenger RNA of Clupea harengus (Atlantic herring), 2587 nucleotides long. Its product is annotated as heterogeneous nuclear ribonucleoprotein H1. Gene Ontology annotation, molecular function: RNA binding. The record is from RefSeq and is a predicted model, not a curated record. Lineage: Eukaryota; Metazoa; Chordata; Actinopteri; Clupeiformes; Clupeidae.